This is a messenger RNA of Hydractinia symbiolongicarpus, 1100 nucleotides long. RefSeq lists its product as uncharacterized. Lineage: Eukaryota; Metazoa; Cnidaria; Hydrozoa; Anthoathecata; Hydractiniidae. The record is from RefSeq and is a predicted model, not a curated record. The transcript is spliced from 2 exons. The coding region runs from base 408 to 716 and encodes 102 amino acids.
AAAUUGAAAAUGAAAACAAAAAAAGUCUGAUAAAUUUUUUUUAGUCAUUUAAAGUGUUUUCAUCUGUUUUUUUUGUAUUUUCUCUCCUGAAUUUGAUUGCAGGUGUUUUUCUCUCGACACAUUGAUAUUUAAGUACUGCAACGUUUUAAAAAGAAUUACAGUUUUACGCACAGAUGGAAUUUAACAGUUCACAAAAUUAAAAAUAUACCAAAAGUUUUCAAGUUCUCUUUAGGAGAGCAUUAUUGAAAAAAAAGGAAAAAAAGAUCGUCUGAUAUUGUACUUUUAAGAAGUUCAUUAAUAAUAGAUUCUAAACGUGUUUGAAAGAAUUUAAAAAAAAGAAGAAAAAGAAGCAGAAAGUGUUCUAACCGUAGUACCAAAAGUAGAACUGACUGAAGUAAGAAAACAGAAUGUCAUUUUUGUUUAAAAAGUCACAUUCGAAAGGCAAUGAAGAAACAGUGGAUCGACGUCAUCAUUCAAAGGAGAAGUCAAAAAGUCACCAUCAGCAACCACCGCCAGAUUUCAAAGAGCAAGCUAUGAGGUACGGUUUGAAUAUGAAAUCUCAGCGGGAUCAGCAGCUGAGUGAGCAAAGAAAAAUAGAACAAAAAAUGGCUAAACAAACUGGUCGAAAGUUACCGAAAUCCACCGGUGGGUCGCAAACAGAGGAUAUAAGAACUGCGUUUAAAGUUGCAAAUUUUAUUCGAAAACAUAAACAAUGAAAUUCAAGUGGAAGUUUAUCUAAUUUAAUGUACAGAUUUGGUUAUAUGUUUUCGAAUUUAAAAACAGCUUCGCAUUUCAAGAUUAUCGUAUAUAAAAAUGGGUGUUUUAAUCCCAAAAAAGAAAAACAAGAAAAUUAUGUAAUAUAUGUAUUAUAAAGAAUGCUACACGCUUUUUCUUUUAAAAGAAUAUGAUUGAUAAAAAUGUCAGGCUGUGAUUUCCAGUUAUAAACAAUAAGUCUAUGUUCGAACAAUAGAAAAAUAAGAAAAUGUCCAGUCUGCUUAGAAUUUUGAUUUUCUUAUAGUCUUCACAAAAAGAUUUUAAACAGUAGUUAACUACCGAAGACUUUUAUUAACAUUUUGUUUUAUAUUUUCCUUAAUUAAUUA